This is a messenger RNA of Megalops cyprinoides (Indo-Pacific tarpon), 599 nucleotides long. Its product is annotated as 40S ribosomal protein S10. Gene Ontology annotation, cellular component: cytosolic small ribosomal subunit. Bases 54 to 554 code for a protein of 166 amino acids. The record is from RefSeq and is a predicted model, not a curated record. The transcript has 6 exons. Gene Ontology annotation, molecular function: structural constituent of ribosome; RNA binding. Lineage: Eukaryota; Metazoa; Chordata; Actinopteri; Elopiformes; Megalopidae.
GUCACGCGCACGGCGCUGCCUUUCCGGGUCCGGUCUCACAGCGAGCAGCAGAGAUGUUGAUGCCCAAGAAGAACCGCAUUGCGAUCUACGAGCUCCUCUUUAAGGAGGGCGUGAUGGUGGCCAAGAAGGACGUGCACCUGGCCAAGCACCCCGAGCUGGCGGACAAGAACGUGCCCAACCUGCACGUGAUGAAGGCCAUGCAGUCUCUGAAGUCCUGCGGCUACGUCAAGGAGCAGUUUGCCUGGCGCCAUUUCUACUGGUACCUGACCAAUGAGGGCAUCCAGUACCUGAGGGACUUCCUGCACCUGCCCCCCGAAAUCGUGCCCGCGACCCUGCGCCGGCAGACCCGUCCCGAAACAGCCCGACCCCGGCCCAAAGGUCUGGAGGGGGAGAGGCCAGCCCGUCUGGCCCGCGGUGAGGCCGACAGGGACACCUACAGGCGCUCCGCUGCUCCACCUGGUGCUGAUAAGAAGGCUGAAGCUGGUGCUGGAGCUGCCACAGAAUUCCAGUUUAGAGGCGGGUUCGGCCGUGGGCGGGGUCAGCAGCCACAGUAAUGCUACUCUUUUCUUGUAUAAUAAAGUCUCCAAACUGAAAAAAAA